AACAACAACAACAACAACAACAACUCUUUCAUUUCAUACUAACGCCAUGUCGGUCCUGAGCUUAUUUAACCUGGCGGCUGUGUCCGUGCUGACAGUCGUACAAUUUGCUAUGGGUCUAGUUAUGUUCCAACUCAAUAUCAUCCGCCAUCUCCUCAUAACACCCUUAUAUCUUGCCCUAUAUAUAGUAGGAUAUACGGUAUUUGUAAAGAUCCCCGUAGUGUUACCAUUACGCUAUUUGCUUGAACUUGAUGAUGAGUUCCGGUCGUACGGCGAUGUGGCCGAAUCAGAAGAGUUGAAGUGGCUCAUGAGUCAAGUGCAGUUAUUUGUACUUGAAGUAAUUCAUUUUGGAUUAGCUAGCAUUGUGAUCGGGGUAUUUGUGGGAGCAGCAGUAUCGGUGGGCUUACGGGUGAUUUCUGUUGUGUUUAACGAGGAGAAUUUGGAGUUUGUAUGGGCUGUUAGUAGUGGUUUAACUGCUGGUGGUAUUACAGAUAGUGGCAUUAAUAAUAGUAGUAAAGGAGGUGUUAGUGGUAGUGGUAGUGGUAGAACUGGUACUGGAAAGACUUUUGGUAGUGGAGAUAAAGUUUCAAUAAGUGGGGAAAGUGAUAAUGUAUCGGCAAUUGUAGAUAUAGUGAAUACUGUAUUGGUUCCACCCAAGCCUAGUUCAAGAGUGCCAAAUGAUGGGCUAGAGUCAACAUUACGGAAGAUUAGACAGAGACGUCGGGCACCAAGUGCACAUAUAUAUGAAGAUGAUGAUGGAUAUAAUUAUACUAGCUAUAAUAGGGUAUCUCGAGUACGAGAAGAAGACGGUAAAGAAGGUGGUGUUGGGGAUAUUAUAGGUAAGACUACUACUGAUAUUUUUACUGGUGCGGCUAGAGAUGUUAAUGAAGAGACUACAAUAAAUACUGUUGAAGACACUAUUGAAGAUAUUGCUAAAACUACUAGUAAUACUACUGUUGAAACGGCUUCAGACACAGAAGUUACAGAAGGUACAGAAGUUACAGAAGUCACAGAUCCAGAUACACGUUUAUCCCUCAACUACACCCUCGACACAACCAUGGAAAAGAUCGAUGAAGCCGACGAAGACCAGCCAGAGUCCGUCCCACAAAGAUCUCCCUACCGUAGCACAUCAACUUAAGUAUAUGGUAAUAAGCAAUAAUAUAGUAAUAAUAUAGUAACGAAGAUGUAAUAAUAAUAAUAAUAAUAUAGGAACUAAUAAGUAAUAUAUACAUAUUCUAUGGUAAACCUUCCCAAUUAGGAAUGUCG
This is a messenger RNA of Scheffersomyces amazonensis, 1263 nucleotides long. RefSeq lists its product as uncharacterized. The transcript has a single exon. NCBI's taxonomy places the organism in Eukaryota, Fungi, Ascomycota, Pichiomycetes, Serinales, Debaryomycetaceae. The coding region runs from base 47 to 1135 and encodes 362 amino acids. The record is from RefSeq and is a predicted model, not a curated record.